Messenger RNA from Fulvia fulva, 1863 nucleotides. Its product is annotated as RNA-binding post-transcriptional regulator cip2. The transcript has 2 exons. Gene Ontology annotation, molecular function: mRNA binding. Gene Ontology annotation, cellular component: cytoplasm; nucleus. The coding region runs from base 1 to 1863 and encodes 620 amino acids. NCBI's taxonomy places the organism in Eukaryota, Fungi, Ascomycota, Dothideomycetes, Mycosphaerellales, Mycosphaerellaceae. The record is from RefSeq and is a predicted model, not a curated record.
AUGAACAACCAGCACUUCGAUAUGUACUACGACGGUCCCCCCAACCGCUCGCCGACCUCCCAGCGCCAGAACUCGCUGCACCGCCAAAACUCCCGCCAGCAGUUCGAAGCCUACGGCCACCUCCCCUCCGGUCUCUACACGGCCGAAGAUCACGCCCAGGCCAACUUCAAUGGUGGGAACAGAUUCAACCCGAACGACAUGCGCAACGCGACUGUGGGAGGCUACAGCAAUGGCUACGAUAUGGGCGGGCAGCAGUCGUGGAAUUCAGGCGCAUUUGGGCAGAACAACACGCUGAAUGGACUCGGCGGCACGCAGGGCCUCAGGAAGCCUCCCUCACGCGGAGGCAGGUCAGGCAUACCUUCGGCCUGGCUUGACCAGAACCAGCAGAUGCCCAUGAACCCAUAUGCUAAUGGCCUUGGUGGCAUGGGCGGUCCCCAAUAUGGUCGUCAGGAGAUCUCCGAGCCGGACGAGGAGCUCAUUCCGACUGCCAUCGUCAUCAAGAACAUCCCCUUCGCAAUCAAGAAAGAGCAGCUAGUGGGCAUCAUGACUGACAUGGGUCUGCCGUUACCGUACGCAUUUAACUACCACUUCGACAACGGCGUGUUCCGUGGUCUUGCUUUUGCAAACUUCACCAACCCUGAAGAGACGGCAACAGUCAUCGACUCGAUGAAUCACUUCGAGCUCAAUGGACGAAAGCUGCGAGUCGAGUACAAGAAGAUGCUACCAGCUGCCGAGCGAGAACGUAUCGAGCGAGAGAAGCGUGAACGACGAGGUCAGCUGGAGGAGCAACACCGCCCAAUGGCACCACAGACACUCCAGACACAGGCAUCUGCUUCCUCUUUGUCGUCUCGCAUGAUGGCUGGCUCGCCUUCGCCUGUAUCAGCACGCAACCAGACCGCUCGCAAUGGCCUGCCCAGCUCUUUCCCGGAUCCAAGUGCUGGAGUCGAGGUGGACCUAAACGACCCAGCAGCUCUGCAGCAUUACUCGAAGCUGCUCCUGUUCAAGGAAGACACUGCGAGGAAUCUGCUAGUGUUCUCACCCACCUUGUCUCCACCCGAGCGACGAAUCGUACACACUUUGGCACACCACAUGGGACUCGGUCACGCAUCCAAGGGCGAGUCAGAUCGGCGGGCUGUACAUGUCUUCAAGGAAGGCCACCAGCGGCUGAGUCCACCAAUGCCAUCCAUCCAGAACCUACAGGGUGAUCAACGGCGUGCGCUUAAUCGGGCCGCCACCACUGACUUCAGCGACGUUCGUGCCAACGAAGCCUACUACGGCGCUCCAAACCUUCGCCAUCAAGCCUCUGGCUAUCUUGGCUACCAUGACUCGCCUCAUGGACUGGCCGCCGGUAGCAAUCUGCGCUCUGCAAAGUCAUUUGCUGAUCUACGAUCUUACACACCAUCUCCUGUGCCAUCUACAGCCAGCUUUCCUGCUGCAUUGAGCAACAAUGUCGCCCGUCUCCAGCAAGACUUUGGCCGCGAUAGCGCGCAAUCUAAUACACCUACACUCAUGACACCCACCUCCGGCUUGGCUGAGCGCGGAGACACGAAUAACAUUAUCAACGGCCUUGGAAACAUGAAUCUUGGUCAAGGGUUUGGUGGCAGCCCACGUGGUCUUCGUGGCUUCCCCUCUUGGGAUCGUGAUACCCCAGGACCCAUUGGCAGCAACCGUUCCUUCAGCACAAACUACGACGACCGCUCCCAGUCUCGCAGUAACAUGCAGGGCGGACCCGAACGCCAACCUCGCGGCCCACUUCCAGAGCGAGGUGCCGGCUUCCCACGCAGACAGAACGGCCAUGUCCAGCGCAACAGCGAUGAGCUCUCCCAACAGAGCAGCGCUGCAGAGAUCACUGUCGAGCACUAG